GCUGCUGCACCCACACAACAACAACAACAUCACCGAGCUAGCGAACGGGCGAGCUCCCUUCGCUUCGUUUCGCCCGCUUGUUCGUGAAAUUGCAGCUCUCGGCUCUGCUGCUGCUGCUGCCUGCGUGCCUUCCUGCGGCGCUGAGGAAUGGAGAGGACUCGUCUUGUCGUUAGGCCAACUAUCCGUCGUCUUCGUCUCCCCGUAUAGUUCUCUUGUGGCCGCAGCCCUCUCUGCUUCCAACGCGCCAGUUGCAGCCAUGACUUCUCGCGGUGAUGCCGAGAAUGGUAAGGCUGCAGAUAAGAUGGCAGCAUUUUCAGUGGUUAGGAAGAAGACGCCAUUUCAAAAACACAGAGAAGAGGAAGACGCUAAAAAAAGGCGAGCUGAUGAAGAAGCUGCACGUCUGUAUGAAGAGUUCGUGGAGUCGUUUAAAGCAGAUGAUGCUCCUGGUGGAAAAGCGUUUGUGCGGGGUGGGACUAUCAAUCCUGAUGCCAAACUACCCAGUUCUGAAGUCGCGUCGCCAAUGGCGCUCAUCAAGCAAGAAUAUUCAACGCCGACAUCUGCAGCUUCGAAGAAGCCUGGCAGCAGAUAUGUUCCCUCUUUUAUUCCUCCAGGCUUAGCGGCAAUGGUGAAUAGAGAUAAAGACUCCGAGAAAAGGAGGGAUGAAGAGCAGCCCAAAGAUAGAGAUCGAGGUACAUCUCGGAAUAUUCAUCAUUUCAUGGAAGAGCUGAAACGUGAGCAAGAAGCUCGGGAUACGAGGACUGCAGAGCGUGAGAAUCGCCGAAAUGAUAGGAGGUCACAGAGUUCUGGAAUACAGGCUGAUCAAAUGAUUAUGGGACUAGAUGAUGCUGGUGACCUCGAUGAUAAGUUCGGAUCUUUUGAUGAGGGCGAUCCACAAACUACCAAUUUAUACGUGGGCAAUUUGGCGCCGCAGGUUGAUGAAAACUUUCUUCUGAGAACUUUUGGACGAUUUGGGCCUAUCGCCAGUGUAAAAAUCAUGUGGCCAAGGACAGAUGAAGAGCGCAGGCGGCAGCGAAAUUGUGGUUUUGUUGCUUUCAUGAAUCGCAAUGAAGCGCAAGCAGCCAAAGAUGAGAUGCAAGGGAUAAUUGUGUACGAUUAUGAGCUGAGGAUUGGUUGGGGAAAGUCUGUGUCUCUUCCUGCGCAAGCUCUUCCUGCUCCUCCGCCAGGUCAAAUGGCUGUUCGAGCUAAGGAGGGUGCAACUGCUUCCACAGUUGCCUGGUCAGGACCGGGUGGCCCAUCCAUUUCAUCCGUCUCAGGCCAGAAUGCGGAAUUGGUUGUCACACCAAAUGUGCCAGAUAUUCAAGUGGUACCACCAAAGGAUCAACAUCUUCGUCAUGUCAUAGAUACAACUGCUAUGUACGUUCUUGACGAUGGUUGUACAUUUGAGCAAGCUAUCAUGGAGAGGGGCAGAGGUAAACCGCUCUUCAGCUUCUUAUUCGACCUAACAUCAAGUGAACACACUUACUAUUUGUGGCGGCUCUAUUCUUUUGCACAGGGAGAUACGCUUCAAAGAUGGCGGACAGAGCCUUUCAUCAUGAUAACUGGGAGUGGACGAUGGAUGCCUCCAGCUUUGCCAAUCCAGGAUUAUAAUAAAAGUCCUAAGCGUGAGAAUACUACGGCUACUACCUUUGCUGCUGGAAGGGGUCGAAGAAUAGAUCACGAGCGAGCAUUAACUGACAGCCAACGUGAUGAAUUUGAGGAUGUGUUGCGAGCAUUGACACUAGAAAGAAGUCAAAUCCGAGAAGCGAUGGGUUUUGCUCUAGACAAUGCAGAAGCUGCCGGAGAGGUGGUGGAGGUAUUGACUGAGUCAUUGACCUUGAAAGAGACUCCUAUUCCAAGCAAAGUGGCCCGUCUCAUGCUAGUGUCUGAUGUUCUGCACAACAGCAGUGCUCCCGUGAAAAAUGCAUCUGCAUAUCGUACAUUAUUUGAGUCCCGACUUCCAGACAUUAUGGAGAGUUUCAACGAUCUCUAUCGGAAUAUCACUGGAAGAAUUACUGCAGAGGCUUUGAAGGAGCGAGUGUUAAAAGUUCUUCAAGUUUGGGCAGACUGGUUCUUGUUUUCAGAUUCUUUUGUUACUGGCUUGCGUGCAACAUUCCUACGGCCAGGAAACUCAGGGGUUCCCCCCUUCCACACUCUUUGUGGGGACAACCUACCUUCGAAAGAGAAUGGUUCUGGAUCAGAAAUGCGUGAUGCAGGUGGAUAUUUCCCUGAGGGAUCUGGUGGAGUAGCAGAUCCAGAUGCAGCUCUGGCAAUGGGAGAGGGUGCUGCAGCGCGUGAGCUUGCGAGUCUACCUCAGGCUGAACUAGAACGGCGAUGUAAACACAAUGGUCUCUCCAUACGUGGGGGCAUAGAGGUUAUGGUAGCUCGUUUGCUUAGCCUAGAAGAGGCUGAGAAGCAAAAGAAUCGGGAGCAAGAAGAAGAGAUUAGAGCAGCUCAAGGCUACUUAAAACCAAAUACAGCAACAGCUAAGGAAAGUAGUGACAGUGUAGCAAGAGUGCGAGGCGAGGAGGGUAGGGGAGCAUGGACCGAUCUUGGAAGCAAAUGGCGUGAAGUCAGUCGUUUUGAGAAGUUAUCACGAAAUGCUCAUGACAAUGCUGAUCAAACUGGAAGUACAGGUAAUCAGAACCCAGCUGCACAUCCUAGGUCACAUUCUGAAACAGAUGAUGUUAGAUCAAAGGAUUCAAGCAAGCACUCUGGAGCUACUCCGAGUGUAGCGCCGCCUACAAUAUCGCUCAUCCCCAUGACUGGUCAGAAGGUUUUUGGGGAGAAGGCUGAACCUGUGCUUCCAGCAUCCAAGUGGACUCGGGAGGAUGGAUGCAGUGACAAUGAGGAUAAAGAUAGUAAGGGCUUGGGGUUAGGUUACUCCUCUGAUGGGAGUGAAGACGUAUUUAAGACUGAUACGAAAGAGGAUAAACUGGAGUAUGUUGUUGCAGACAGCAGUAUGGACGAAGAAAGACGGCAAAAGCUGCGUAAGCUGGAAGUGGCAAUAAUUGAAUACCGAGAGUCUCUAGAAGAGCGUGGAAUCAAGAAUCAUGUGGAAAUCGAGACAAGGGUUGCACUUCAAAGGAAGAAAUUAGAAGCAGAUUAUGGCCUCUUGGAUAAUAAUGCUCUACCUAGUUGGGAAAGAGAUAGUAAAGGACUUGAUUCAGGGUUAGAUCGUGGUUAUUCCGGGGCAUCAGAUAGAGCAUCAGGUGACAGAAAGGAUAGGCGAGACAAUAGACGGGAUGACCGAAGAGAUUCCAGAGAUUCCAGAUCUUCGAAGAAACGAACUAGGACCCACAGCCGUAGCCGUAGCAGAAGUUUGCCGAGGGUUAAAGAAAGAGUGCCUAGAGAACGAGAGCGCGAUCGGGACCGUGACCGGGAUAGUGACAGUGACAGAGGGCGAGAUAGAGAGGAAAGAGACAGAGAUAGAUAUAGCAGUAAGGAUAGAGAAGAUAGAGAUAGAAGGAAGGAUAGAGACCGUGACAGAAGUGGUAGGGAAAGGGAUCGGGUGAAUAGAGAGAGAGAAAAGCGACGUCAUGCGUAGAUUUUGAGUACGGUGGAACCUGUGUACUAUUCAGUUGUGGGAAAUAUAGCUUCUCUUAUGCAUGCUGUGCA
Physcomitrium patens is the source of this 3615-nucleotide messenger RNA. Its product is annotated as protein RRC1. Lineage: Eukaryota; Viridiplantae; Streptophyta; Bryopsida; Funariales; Funariaceae. Gene Ontology annotation, biological process: RNA processing. Gene Ontology annotation, molecular function: RNA binding. The record is from RefSeq and is a predicted model, not a curated record. Gene Ontology annotation, cellular component: nucleus.